Stegodyphus dumicola is the source of this 522-nucleotide messenger RNA. RefSeq names its product cilia- and flagella-associated protein 36. Gene Ontology annotation, cellular component: axoneme; ciliary base. The record is from RefSeq and is a predicted model, not a curated record. NCBI's taxonomy places the organism in Eukaryota, Metazoa, Arthropoda, Arachnida, Araneae, Eresidae.
AUGGAUAAAACUGGCGAGAUACAACAAGAGAAUAUGCUAGGUGAGGCUGCGAUGAUGCGCAGACAAUCAACCACAGGGAUAAAUCCACUUGUAUUUUCAUUGGUCGAUGUUGCACGGGAAACCAAUCGCGCCUUUAUGAGAGCCUGUGAUAAAUCAUCAUCUGAAGAAAUUACUUUAUCAGUUUCAAAAGACAAUGAGUCUACAACAGCAGAGCAUGGAAACAACCAGCACUAUUCUUUCAGUCGUCAUACAUCAUCAGCUGCCAAGAAGAUCUGCAAAUUCUGCCGCCAGAAUGGAGAGCGCAAACAGUUUUAUGAGAGCCAUCAACUUAAAGAUAAAUUUGGUAAUGUUGAAUGCCCUGUACUGAGAGAAUAUGUUUGUGAUGUAUGUGGCAAAACAGGCAGUGAAGCUCAUACCAGAACAUACUGCCCAGUGUUAAGAAAUCCAGGAGGAAACAAAUUUCCCAUUGCUCUAAAAUUGAAGCACACUCUACAUGACAGUUGUGGACGUAUACGAAAAUAA